AUGCCUGCCGGCCGGCGCAUGAAUAGACCCCAUCAGGAGCACGCCUGCGUUUGGAACCCUGGACUCAGUAAUGGUGGCUAUGGGGAAGUGUCCAUACGGCGUCCCCUUGCCUACAUGGCGACGGAGAAGUCUUGA
This is a messenger RNA of Pyricularia pennisetigena, 135 nucleotides long. RefSeq lists its product as uncharacterized. NCBI's taxonomy places the organism in Eukaryota, Fungi, Ascomycota, Sordariomycetes, Magnaporthales, Pyriculariaceae. Bases 1 to 135 code for a protein of 44 amino acids. The record is from RefSeq and is a predicted model, not a curated record. The transcript is spliced from 2 exons.